Molecule: messenger RNA, 1935 nt
Organism: Hordeum vulgare subsp. vulgare (domesticated barley)
Lineage: Eukaryota; Viridiplantae; Streptophyta; Magnoliopsida; Poales; Poaceae
Product: geranylgeranyl diphosphate reductase, chloroplastic
Exons: 3
Coding region: 112-1500 (462 amino acids)
Biological process (GO): chlorophyll biosynthetic process; photosynthesis
Cellular component (GO): chloroplast thylakoid membrane
Molecular function (GO): oxidoreductase activity, acting on the CH-CH group of donors, NAD or NADP as acceptor; FAD binding
Source: RefSeq, a predicted model, not a curated record
UACGCACUACGUGUGCGUGCCCUGCUCGCGCCUCACCGACCCUCACACUCGCUCGCUCCCUCCCCACCGCACGUCGAGCUCGAGCCAGCCGAGGAGCUCACCGGGGCAAGAAUGACGUCCCUCUCCUCGUCCGCGGCCACGGCGCGCGCCACCUUCCUCCCUUCCUCCUGCCGGGCGCGGCCGGCGGGCGGGAGGAGGUCGCAGCUCCUCGUGACCCGCGCGGCGACGUCGAGCCCCAAGCUCCCCGGCGGGCGGAAGCUGCGGGUGGCGGUGGUGGGAGGUGGCCCCGCGGGCGGCGCGGCGGCGGAGGCGCUCGCCAAGGGCGGCGUGGAGACGGUGCUCAUCGAGCGGAAGAUGGACAACUGCAAGCCGUGCGGCGGGGCCAUCCCGCUCUGCAUGGUGUCCGAGUUCGACCUGCCGCUGGACCUCGUCGACAGAAGGGUCACCAAGAUGAAGAUGAUUUCGCCCUCCAACGUCGCCGUCGACAUCGGCCGCACGCUCGCGCCGCACGAGUACAUUGGCAUGGUCAGGCGCGAGGUGCUCGACGACUUCCUCCGUACCCGCGCGCAGAAGGCCGGCGCCGAGGUCCUCAAUGGUCUCUUCCUAAGGUACGAGGAGCCCAAGGAGCGCAACGGCACGUACACGGUGCACUACAACCACUACGACAGCUCCAACGGCAAGGUGGGCGGCGAGAAGCGGUCGUUCGAGGUGGACGCGAUCGUGGGCGCGGACGGCGCCAACUCGCGCGUGGCCAAGGAUAUGGGCGCGGGCGACUACGAGUACGCCAUCGCGUUCCAGGAGCGCGUUAAGAUCCCCGACGACAAGAUGCGCUACUACGAGGAGCGCGCCGAGAUGUACGUCGGCGACGACGUCUCCCCCGACUUCUACGGCUGGGUGUUCCCCAAGUGCGACCACGUCGCCGUCGGCACCGGCACCGUCACCCACAAGGCCGACAUCAAGAAGUUCCAGGCCGCCACCCGCCUCCGCGCCAAGGACAAGAUCGAGGGCGGCAAGAUCAUCCGCGUCGAGGCUCACCCCAUCCCCGAGCACCCCAGGCCCAAGAGGGUGUCGGGGCGUGUGACACUGGUCGGCGACGCGGCGGGGUACGUGACCAAGUGCUCCGGCGAGGGGAUCUACUUCGCGGCCAAGAGCGGGCGGAUGUGCGCGGAGGCGAUCGUGGCCGGGUCGGCGAACGGGACGCGGCUGGUGGACGAGAGCGACCUGCGCAAGUACCUGGCGGAGUUCGACCGGCUCUACUGGCCGACGUACAAGGUGCUGGACAUCCUGCAGAAGGUGUUCUACCGCUCCAACGCGGCGCGGGAGGCGUUCGUGGAGAUGUGCGCCGACGACUACGUGCAGCGGAUGACCUUCGACAGCUACCUCUACAAGCGCGUCGUGCCGGGCAACCCCAUCGAGGACAUCAAGCUCGCCGUCAACACCAUCGGCAGCCUCGUCAGGGCCACCGCGCUGCGCCGGGAGAUGGGGAAGCUCACCUUGUGAUCACCGACACACCGGAAACGUCCCUGACAUCCUGCUUGGGUUGCUCGAAGCUGCGGCGGAUCGAUCGGUAUAGCAGAGAUCCGCGGCCGAUCGAACGGAUUUGAGGCAGAGGAGAUGAGAAUAAAGAGGUAAUGGCGUCGAUCGAGAGGUCGUGUCUUGGUCGAACCUGUCCCAUUUUCUUGUACGGUGAUGUUCAGACUUCAGAACAGUUCGUCUGGAUUGUUGAAGCACGCCAAUAUUCGAUAUGUGAAUGAAUGUAGUAUAAACUAAGGUUUCAAGUUUUUUGUUCAUGUUUGUUCUCGCGAACGAGAAGUAGAAUGAAAUGGGAUAACAACAACCAGACACCACGUUGAAUUUGGAGAUAUGUUGUGGGAUAUCCGGUGAAAACAGUGUACCGUGAUUAUGAAUGUAUUUUGAUACUACAUAUGGUUGUUA